AUGACCGUCUUGCUUCUGUUCCAGGUGACCAGGCCGCCGUGGCUCGAUGGGGCUCACGCGCAGGCCUUUGACGAGAAGGCCUACCUCUCGAGCAAGACCCUCAAGCCCGGUGACGAUCCUUACGGACGCCACGCCUUCAACCAGCAGGAGAGUGACCGGCUCCCCAGUGACCGAGCAAUCCGGGACACCAGGCAUUACAGGUGCUCCGCCCUACAGUACAGCCAAGACUUGCCGGUGACCAGUGUCAUCAUCACCUUCCAUAAUGAAGCUCGCUCCACACUGCUGCGCACCGUGAAGAGCAUUCUGAACCGCAGCCCCCCGAAACUCAUCCAGGAAAUCAUUCUCGUUGAUGACUUCAGCAAUGACCCCGAGGACUGUGAACUCCUAAUGAAGAUCCCCAAAGUGAAGUGCUUGAGAAAUAUGAAGAGGGAAGGGCUGAUCCGGUCUCGGGUGAAGGGAGCAGAUGCCUCGACUGCAGAGGUCCUGACCUUCCUCGACAGUCAUUGUGAGGUGAACAAGGACUGGCUGCAACCCCUCUUACAAAGAGUGAAAGAGGAUUACACUCGUGUGGCGAGUCCCAUCAUCGAUGUCAUAAGCCUGGACAACUUUGCUUACCUGGCAGCGUCUGCGGAUCUGAGAGGAGGGUUUGACUGGAGUUUGCAUUUUAAAUGGGAACAGAUACCUAUUGAACAGAAGAUGGUGAGGUCUGACCCGACCGAAUCAAUACGGACCCCAGUUAUUGCUGGAGGGAUAUUUGUCAUCAAUAAAUCCUGGUUCAACCACCUCGGGAAAUAUGACACACAGAUGGACAUUUGGGGCGGUGAAAAUUUUGAGCUGUCUUUCCGUGUGUGGAUGUGUGGAGGGAGCUUGGAGAUUGUCCCGUGCAGCCGUGUGGGACAUGUCUUCCGCAAGAGGCACCCAUACAACUUCCCCGAGGGCAACGCGCUCACCUAUAUCAGGAACACCAAACGCACAGUGGAGGUGUGGAUGGAUGACUACAAACAGUACUACUAUGAAGCCAGGCCGUCUGCUGUGGGAAGGCCCUAUGGAAAUGUUGCAGAUCGUGUUCACCUGCGGAAGGAGCUACAGUGCAAAUCCUUUCAGUGGUACCUCCAGAACGUCUACCCCGAGCUCAGAAUUCCAGAAAAGCAGACAUCCGAAACAGUUGUGCUGAGACAGAGAGGGAAGUGCAUGCAAUCUCAGGCCCUUUACAAGACAGACGAUACCAUCAUUGGCCUGGGGCAGUGCACAGAGACACUAAGCAGCAUUCCCUACAGCCAGGAAUGGGUGUUCUCCGGGGGACAGAUCAAGCAGCAGGCCAAGUGCGUGGCAAUUUCAAACUUCUCCAUAGCUUCCCAACUUGUACUCGAACCGUGUAACCAGGAGGACGGCAGACAGAAAUGGAAGCUGAAGGGGUCGGCCAUCCAGCAGCUGAUAACUGGCGCCUGCCUGGACAGCGAGUCUGGGAGGGUGGGGACCAGCACCUGUCACCCUGAGCUCGGCACUCAGCAGUGGGAGAGGCUGCAGAUUACGUGACACUGCACACCGACCCCACCCCCCACCCCUCCUCCAGUCACCCUGUAUGGACGUCAGAGGCAUGGUGGCAGGGUGGGGUUCGAAUGUAUGUAAAUAUAUUCCCCCUCCACCAUCCCAACCCCACCCCCUCCCCCGAGAGAGGUUACAUGAAGAAGUCGUCGGAGAGUUGCACAGUUGCUGGCUAAACACAACUGAGAGGGAACAACUGUAUGGGAAACUCACCAGGACUCAGUAUGGAUGCUGCUGGAGCUAUCCAAAGGCACAAUCUUGCACAAACAGAUGACAUCCCACUCCCUUUUCUCUGUAGCCUUUUCUACUUCAUUCCCAAUCAUUUUUCCCAUCAGUUGAUUCGCAGAUAUACCCUUCAUGGACUUGGCUUCCCUUUAGACUUGGGCUCAGGUAGAGAUUGCCCGGUCUCUUUGCUGAUCACAUGACUUACUGCCACCCGGCAGCCCCGUCCCCAGAGUCCCACCAUUGGUGCCCCCUUGCCCCGCCUCCCCACACUGAUUGGAACACAAACAGAUGGCAGUUAGGAAUAAUCCAGUCCCGGUAUGACUGACCAAUCAAAGAAAACGCUAACCAUCUUUGUAAAAUGUUCCUGUAAUUUGUAGACGUGUGGAAAAGCACAGAUGUGGCCAAAUGUCGGUGUCAGUCAUAAGAAGAGCUGUCCAGUGUGUAUCACCGUUUACCCAACUUGGGCCAUAGCUCUGCAGAUUACUGCACUUUAACUUCAUGUCCCAUCUUCUCAAGGUAUGAGGGUUUUUGCUGUACCACCUUUUCAGGCGUUGGUUCCUAGAUUCCCAGUACACUCUGGGUGGAACUAAAGUUACUCCUUAAUGUCCCUCCAAUUCUUUGCUAAUUAGUUUACAUGUAUGCCCGCACUAACCCCAGUUAUUGAUUUCUCUGUAAAAGGAACAUGGAUCCUCCUUCCCAGCUGAUCCAAACCCCUUUAAUUCAACGAACUCACGUUAAAUGUCCCCUCAGCUUCUUCACUUCCAAUGCUGACUUCUAGUCAGUCUUCCCUUCAACUAUUUCCAUCAUCAGUCUGAUAGAUCUCUGCAUUCACUCCUUCCUAUAAUGCUGUGAGGAGAACUCGAUGCAGUGUCCACACCCCAGUACAACCAAUGUUUUAUAUGGUUCAUCUAUAUCCUCCCGGCUCCUAAAUUCCAGGCCUCAAGCAUUAAACGGAAGCAUUCCUUGUGCAGAUGGAAUGUAAUGUGGGGAAAUCUGAGGUUAUGCACUUUGAGCAAGAGGGGCUGAAUAUUAUUUAAAUGGAGAAAGACUGCAGAAAGCUAAGAACAGAGGGAUCUGAGGGGACCUCAUCCAGGAAUCUCACAAAGCUAGCACCAAGUUCAGCUGGUAAUAGGGAAGGUGAAAGUGAGGACUACAGAUGCUGGAGAUCAGAGUCUAGAUUAGAGUGGUGCUGGAAAAGCACAGCAGGUCAGACAGCAUCCGAGGAGCAGGAAAAUUGAUGUUUCGGGCAAAAGCCCUUCAUCCGGUAAUAGGGAAGGCCAAAUGGACUACUGGUCUUUAUUUCAAAGAGAAUGGAGUAUAAAAGUUAGGGAAGUGUUGCUAAAACGAGACAUGGUAUUAGUCAGACUGCAGCUGGAAUACUGUGAACAGUUUUGGGAUGCCUAUGGAAGGAAAGAUAGACUGGUGUUGGAGACAGUCCAGAGAAUGUUCACUCGGCUAAUCCCCGUUUGGAGGGACAGUCUCACGAUGAGAGGUUGACUAGGUUGGGCCUGUACUCAUUGGAGUUUCGAAGAUACUUAUUGAAACAUACAAGAUUCUUAGGGGACUGGGCGGUGGAGAGGCAGAAAGGUUGUGGGCGAGUCUAGGACCAGAGGGGGAUUAUCUCAGAAUAAGGGGUUGCCCAUUUAAAACAGGGAGACGAGCAGGAAUUCUGUCUCUCGGAGGGGAGUGAGUCUGUGGAAUUCUUUACUGCAGAGGACUGGCGAGGCUGGGUCAUUGAGUUUAUUCAAGGCUGAGGGAGACAGUUCUUAAAUCAGCAAGGGAAUGGAAGCCGAUGGGGAAACGGGAAGGAUGGGGAGUUGAAGAUUAUCAGAGCAGCUGUGACAUCAAGGAAUAGUAGGACAGACUCGAUGGGCUAAACGGCCUACUUCUGUUCCUGUGUUAUAUGAUCCUACCUUAUCUUUCUGUCCCGCUAAUGAUGGAGGGAGUGGUUGGGAGGAGGUAGGUACACAAUCCAAUUUCCCUGAUGCUUCCCCUGAGUUCCCUGUUUGAUUUUUUUGGUGACUGUCUUACUUUUGACUUGCUGUCACUGUAGCGAAAAUCGAUCAAGUAAAGAUCUUUAAAUUGCCCUGCCUCAGCCACUCCGUUCAAAGCAAAGAUGGCUGUCUGAGCCUGAGGGGUACCAUUGAUCUCAUUCUCUGUCCACAUCCUCUCAGGUGAGUCUCUGUCCUGCAAUGUACAGUGUGCCAGUGUCAACAUAAUCUGCCCUUUUCAAGUCCAUCUCUCUAUAAAUAAUGCUUUCCCCCACAAAGCCGUCCUACUGACAUCCCUCCCUAACUGCACACAAUGGUUCACUAAAUCCAGUCUGGAACCGGCCCUCGCCUGGGAUUAAAAACACAGUCUUCUGAAUAAAUUUGAAGAAUUUCACACCUCAUGCUAAUUCUGUUUGCACUCUCUCAGCUCAUCAGUAGGGUAGGUAGCGGAAAUUCCUGUUGUCUUUUUGUUUUAGAGUCAUACAGUAUGGAAACAGACCCUUUAGCCCAGCCAGUUCAUGCUGUCCACACCCCCAAACUAAACUAGUCCCAAGUGCUUGCGUUUGACCCAU
Hemiscyllium ocellatum (epaulette shark) is the source of this 4333-nucleotide messenger RNA. RefSeq names its product UDP-N-acetyl-alpha-D-galactosamine:polypeptide N-acetylgalactosaminyltransferase 16 (gene galnt16). NCBI's taxonomy places the organism in Eukaryota, Metazoa, Chordata, Chondrichthyes, Orectolobiformes, Hemiscylliidae. The coding region runs from base 1 to 1536 and encodes 511 amino acids. The record is from RefSeq and is a predicted model, not a curated record. The transcript is spliced from 14 exons. Gene Ontology annotation, cellular component: Golgi apparatus.